AUGUCUGAAAACGUUCCAACUCCGAUUCUCGUGCACGAUCCCGAGAUGCUCAAAAGAUUACUUCUGGGCAGCGAUGACGACAGUUUUCUGGAUUCUGAUGACGAUAAGAGCGAAGACAGCCAGGAGACUCCGGGAACCAGCACUGACGACGCGCGCGAGGAACAUAAAAAGAGCACGAGAGGAUCAACUACAAGGCGUGACGUCACCAUGGACCUAUUCCACGAUGAUGUGCUGACCGAUAAAGCCAAAGUUCAAUUGGCUAUUCUGGCGGAAACCGACCCGAAAACCAGAGCUCUUCUCGAGGAAAUGGUUAGUUUUUUUGAGUUUGGAAUUGGAAAAAUGUGCACACAAUGCAAAUCACAUGCGAUUUUCUGACUUUCAAGUGUCGGAGUAAGCAAAAAGCGCUCCCGAAAUAAUAGAAUCAUCAUUACAUUUUGAAAAAGCUCUCCCUGACACGCCAAGCCAGCAGAAAUUCUCUAUUUAGACCCCUGUAAACAGGAAUUGGAGGCGUAAACAUGUUUUCGAGCACGCGAUACACCAACAUUUAAAAAAAUGUAGAGAAAAUUGGGAGCAUUAUUUUGGUGCUAUUAUGCAGACUCGCCGCAGAGAUCGCAUGUUUGGGCUGAAAACGGCUGAAAACAGAAAUCUCACUUACAAAGCACAAACAUGUUUUCAUUUUCAGUACGAUGACACGCCACAGCAUGAGUGUGUCUACCCGCCGGUCCACAACCCGAACUCGAUACUCAUUCCCACCGGACGUCUGGCCAGAUGUCAGUGCUCUCCGAACUGCGACAUGGAACUGAAUGAGCCAGAGUACAAGGUGAUGGAUUCGAAGGAGGACCGUGCGCGUUGGGAUCCGGACUACGAGGAGAACAAGAAGGGAAAGAGCAACAAGAGACAACAGAAAAAGAAGAACAAGUAG
Molecule: messenger RNA, 922 nt
Organism: Caenorhabditis sp. 36 PRJEB53466
Lineage: Eukaryota; Metazoa; Nematoda; Chromadorea; Rhabditida; Rhabditidae
Source: the annotation of a GenBank genome assembly